AUGGGAGCAUUCAAGUUUGGAGUUUUGAUGAAUUCAUUCCUGCAUAUUCGGACAUUUUCCAUUGAUGUGACCCUGCAGUUCCGUCCUAUCAUGACUUUCUCCGUCGAUUCGAAAUUGAUUGCUUAUUCUGAUAAGAACAGUUUAGAAGUCCAGAAUAUCACAAAUGACCGACACCUACAAAUUCGGGUCAAAGAUGAUGAUGAUAAUUAUGACAAUGCUAAUGGCCUGAGCCUCGACUACAUCAGUCGGAUCACUUUCUCGUCUAAUUCUACCCUGAUCGCCAGCCAUUCGAAACUUUUUGAUUGCAUUGAAGUAUGGGAUGCCACAAGUGGUCAGUGCCUGCAUUAUCUUAAUACCCGUCUUCACUUCAGGGACAUCAGUUUCGACGACACCUGCUCGUACCUCGAGACAGAUCUGGGGACCGCUUGCCUGCCUGCCGUAUCAGACGGCCGCAAAAAGCAGAAGGUGCCAGAAAUCAAAGGAUACAACAUCAGUGAAGAUUCCAAAUGGAUCACACGGGAUUCGGAGAAGGUCAUAUGGUUGCCGGUGGAUUACCAACCGGUUACAGGUGGCUUUGCAGUAUCGGGAUCGAAGAUCUGCAUUAGCUGUGCGUCAAACGAGGUAGUCAUUUUGAACUUGGAUCCUGCUGGCCCAUUUGGUCCUCAAAACUUGGAAGUUCGCGCUUCCUUGAAACGCCGUCACAGUGGAAAUUCCCCUGACGAGGCGGCGAAACGCCCGAUGGGAGGACCUUCGAUGAAGAAUCAACCAACCUGA
Messenger RNA from Penicillium manginii, 774 nucleotides. RefSeq lists its product as uncharacterized. The transcript has a single exon. The coding region runs from base 1 to 774 and encodes 257 amino acids. Gene Ontology annotation, molecular function: protein binding. Lineage: Eukaryota; Fungi; Ascomycota; Eurotiomycetes; Eurotiales; Aspergillaceae. The record is from RefSeq and is a predicted model, not a curated record.